This is a messenger RNA of Phacochoerus africanus (Common warthog), 945 nucleotides long. Its product is annotated as olfactory receptor 2AG1-like. Gene Ontology annotation, cellular component: membrane. Bases 1 to 945 code for a protein of 314 amino acids. The record is from RefSeq and is a predicted model, not a curated record. NCBI's taxonomy places the organism in Eukaryota, Metazoa, Chordata, Mammalia, Artiodactyla, Suidae. Gene Ontology annotation, molecular function: G protein-coupled receptor activity; olfactory receptor activity. The transcript has a single exon. Gene Ontology annotation, biological process: G protein-coupled receptor signaling pathway.
AUGGAGCUCUGGAACUCCUCCCUGGGAAGCAGCUUCAUCUUGGUGGGGAUUCUGAAUGACAGUGGGUCUCCUGGGCUGCUCUGCGCCACAGUCGCCGUCCUGUACAUGCUGGCCCUGACCAGCAAUGGCCUGCUGCUCCUGGUCAUCUCAGUGGAUGCCCGGCUCCACGCGCCCAUGUACCUGCUGCUCGGGCAGCUGUCCCUCAUGGACCUCCUGUUCACGUCUGUCGUCACUCCCAAGGCCCUCGUGGAUUUUCUGCUGGGGGAGAGCACCAUCUCCUUUGGGGGCUGUGCCCUUCAGAUGUUCCUGGUACUGACCCUGGGUGGUGCAGAGGGCCUCCUACUGGCUUUCAUGGCCUAUGACAGGUAUGUGGCCAUUUGCCAUCCUCUGAACUACAUGGUCCUCAUGAGGCCACAGAUCUGUUGGCUCCUGGUGGCCACAUCUUGGAUCCUGGCAUUCCUGAAUUCUGUGAUACACACCUCAUAUACUAUGCAUUUGCCUUUCUGCACGUCCCGGGCUAUCAGGCACCUGCUCUGUGAGGUCCCGCCCUUGCUAAAGCUGGCCUGCGCGGAUACCUCUGGAUAUGAGUUCAUGGUAUAUGUGUCAAGUGCAACUUUUCUCAUGCCUGCCCUCGCUGCUAUCCUUGGCUCCUAUACAUCUGUCCUAGCUGCUGUCCUCCGCAUGUCCUCAGGCGAGGGAAGGCAGAAAGCCCUCGUCACCUGCUCUUCUCAUCUGACGGUGGUGGGGAUGUACUACGGAGCUGCCAUGUUCAUGUACCUCCAGCCCAGUUCCUAUCAUAGUCCCCAACAGGACAACAUCCUCUCUGCAUUUUAUAUUAUCGUUACUCCAGUACUGAACCCUCUCACCUACAGUCUUAGAAACAAGGAGAUAACGGGGGCCUUCAGGAGGGUGCUGGGGAGACUGCCUUUUGUUCAGGGGUGGUAG